Messenger RNA from Peniophora sp. CBMAI 1063, 1137 nucleotides. The record is from the annotation of a GenBank genome assembly. NCBI's taxonomy places the organism in Eukaryota, Fungi, Basidiomycota, Agaricomycetes, Russulales, Peniophoraceae.
AUGAGGUACUAUAAAGGACCCUGCCCAGUGCCGCCGCCCCCGCCGUUGUCCAAACACGUCUACCUCUUCUUCACCGUCCGACCUCCUCCCAACGAUACCAGUACGAUGAAGAAGCCUCUGCGCGCAUUGAUUCGCGACCAACGCGAGAAGGUCCCGCCCGUCGCCAAAGCGGACCUCAGCAACAAGGUCGUCAUAGUCAUCGGCGCCAACAUCGGCCUGGGAUUCGAAGCGACGAAGCAUUUCGCGCGGAUGAGACCCGCCCGGCUUAUCCUUGCCUGUCGCAGCGAGGAGAAGGGGAGAGUCGCUAUCAAAGAGCUCAAGAAGGAGACUGGCUAUCAUGGUUCCGAACUACGCCUUGUCGACCUUUCUAGCUUCAGAUCGGUUCAGGCGUUUGCGGAUGGUAUCGAGCGUGAUGCCCUCGCGAUCGAUGUUGUAGUCUACAACGCUGGCGUUGUGAUGAAGAAGCACCAGGUGACUGCUGACGGUUGGGAGCAGACAAUCCAAGUCAAUGUCCUAUCGGCACUGCUCCUUCCAGUCCUCCUCAUCCCCGCCGCACAACGUGCCGCCGCGGCGCACCCCGGAUCGAAGCCCCGCCUCGUCAUAGUCGGCAGCGACGUCCACUUCUGGGCCGAGAUGCCCGAGAAAGUCAUCCACAGCCCAAGCGGAAAGGUUCUCGCCGAGCUCAACAAGCCUGAGAACUGGCUCAGAGCGAUGACGCGCCAGCCGCGUUACUAUCAGUCCAAACUUCUCAUCCUCCUUCUCAUCCGCGAACUCGCAAAGCAUCUGGAGCGUACACCAAUCGUAGCAGUCGUCGUCAACCCCGGCUACUGCGUGUCCGCCUUACGCCGCAACCUCCCCGCCGGCGCUCAGUUCGGCGCCCGUGUCAUGGAGAUCAUCAUAGGACGCAGUACCGAGGAGGGAUCUCGUAUGCUCGUAUGGGCAGGAGUUGGCAAUGAGGGGCGCGAGGACGAGCUUCGAGGAACGUAUGUCAACCUGUGCAGGGUUGAGGAGCCAAGCGACUUUGUGAUCUCUGAAGUUGGGCAGGACGUUCAGACGCAAUUGUGGGCCGAGUCGGUGGAAAUACUCUCCGCUGUGUUACCUGCGUUCAAGCAGGCGUUGUCGCAAAUCUCAGCUUAG